AUGGCGUCGUGUAACUUAUAUUCACUGUUAUUGUUUUACAGUUUCUUACAAUUGGUAUACAGCCAAUGUGAGGGGAAUCCACCACGAAAUAUUAAAAGAGUUUUAGAGACAGACGAACCAGGCUACUAUCUAUUCAAUUUAACAUCUAAUAAUGACGAGUGGUCGUUUGAUAUAAUAACACCAUCUACCAGCGACGAUUUCUUCAGAUCCUAUUUUAAUUUCUACCAGCAUAAUGAUACCUAUAUAUUCUCAGUCAAUAAAACACUGGAUCUUGAAGAUAUUUAUGAACAAACGAGAAUUUUACUAACGAGUUUUACGUUCAAGUUUUACUGUACGAUUAAUAAUCGACAAACUCAGAAUUAUGACUAUUUUCUAAGAGUUUUGGAAGUGAACGAGUUUCCACCUAAUUUCAUCAACCCACCAUUCAUAAGAAACAUCACCGAGGACGCUAUGAUCUCAACAGAACUUAUCAAACUGAGUCUUCAUGCCGAGGAUAAAGACGUCAACCAAACCAUGGAUGAAAUACAGGGAUUUAGAAUAUAUGAUUAUAUAUCUCCACAGCUGGAUGGUCAAGGAAAGUUCCACAUGCCGAAAUCACAAGAUGGUUUGAUCCAAUUAAAAGCGACUUUAGAUUAUGAUACGAUGGUAGAGAAGUUUUAUAUUCUGAAUGUGUCAGUUCAGGAUCGUGGAGGUUUGACAGAUUUCACCCUGAUAACCGUGAAUGUUCUAGACGUGGAUGAUCAGCCUCCUGAGUUCUAUUAUAAAGGCUGCCAGACUUCACCGUGUUCCAUUUUCUACCAAUCGUCAGUUGCUGAUGAUUUUACAGGCCCUUUAAAUGAUUUAUCACCUGCCCCAAUAUUUGCACGUGAUAGAGAUAGUUUGAAUUACUCUAUAAGAUACAGUUUAGUUAACGGUAACCUACCAGAAGUCAAAGACCAUUUCCAGAUUGAUGACGUCACAGGGGUGGUAUCGGUUAUUAAAGACUUCCAGGAUGUCGAUGCCAGUAGUUUUAGUUUGACCAUACAGGCGGAAGAAGAGUCUGUCAAUCGGCGAUCAACUUCCACAUUCCUAUGGGUGUCAAUUCUUGGACGAUCCACCGAAUCUCAACCAACCCAGGUUGUUACCCAACUCAUCACAGCCACAGACGACAGUGCGCUGAAAUACGCCAUGAUUGCCUUAGCUAUUGUGAUAUUCCUCAUUAUCAUCGCCUUUAUACUUAGUAUAAUAUUUGUCCGCAAGAAAUACCGGAAGCCAAUUUCUCCUAUUGACCUUUCACCGGCUGGAAGUGAAAUGGGAACGGACGAUGAAGAUUUAUCACUAAGCGGAAGUGACAAUUGGCCCUCGCCUAUUCCUCCUGGUAAACAGGAACGGAUUAUAGCCUCACUUCCGGAAGGACGCGGUUCGUUGCCUCCGAUUCAAUACGUAGAGACUGGUACACCUCCUACUAGUCACUACCAAAACAAUAUCACGCAUGCGACUUUGCAACGGUCUGGUAAGGAUAAAUUGAGAAAAGACAGUCGAUCCAAUGACUCAAAUAUUUUUGACGGAACGAGAGAAUAUGAUGGACCAGCCGAACUGGAAUUUUACUUAAAGGACAAAACACUGCGACCGUUAUCAGCUUCUAAACGAGAAACCGAACUGGACCCAAGGUACUGGCUAACCGUGGAUAAUCACUAUUAG
Messenger RNA from Lottia gigantea (owl limpet), 1680 nucleotides. RefSeq lists its product as hypothetical. Gene Ontology annotation, cellular component: membrane; catenin complex. Gene Ontology annotation, biological process: homophilic cell-cell adhesion. The coding region runs from base 1 to 1680 and encodes 559 amino acids. The record is from RefSeq and is a predicted model, not a curated record. Gene Ontology annotation, molecular function: cadherin binding; calcium ion binding. The transcript is spliced from 11 exons. Lineage: Eukaryota; Metazoa; Mollusca; Gastropoda; Lottiidae.